This is a messenger RNA of Pygocentrus nattereri (red-bellied piranha), 2286 nucleotides long. It is a transcript of the gene ube2j1, whose product is annotated as ubiquitin-conjugating enzyme E2, J1. The record is from RefSeq and is a predicted model, not a curated record. NCBI's taxonomy places the organism in Eukaryota, Metazoa, Chordata, Actinopteri, Characiformes, Serrasalmidae. The coding region runs from base 382 to 1362 and encodes 326 amino acids. The transcript is spliced from 8 exons.
AAAUUGUGCUGUAGCUCCUUAUCCUGCAGGGACGUCCUCUGCAGCCCUGACAGCGAAAUCCUUUCAAAUAAAGUUCAGGAAUUCAAUGCUAAGUGUGCUUUCGCUUUGACGCGACUUUUCCCCGCAGCUCCGCUUCGGUUUAAAGUAAGAGGAAAACAAACUUUUGCCACGUCAGUUCAGACCAUCCUCUGACCAUGACAGCUGGUGUUUAACGGGUUUGCGGAACACUGACCUCGUGAGCUAACAGGCUAACAGUCCAACAACAGCGGCUGGACCUGGCAGCGAGUUUUAGCCGGCUAACGCUAACCGUCCGCUAGCUGCCUGCGUUUGGACCAGAGAGAGAAGACAUAGAAGAAGCCAAACUUCAGGGUUUUUGUCAAGAUGGAGAGCAAAUACAACCUCAAGAGCCCAGCUGUGAAGAGGUUGAUGAAGGAGGCAGCCGAGCUCCGAGACCCCACUGAGCACUAUCAUGCCCAGCCUCUCGAGGAUAACCUCUUUGAGUGGCACUUCUCUGUCCGAGGGCCACCUGACUCGGAUUUUGAUGGAGGGAUUUACCACGGCCGCAUCAUUCUUCCUCCUGAAUAUCCCAUGAAGCCCCCCAGCAUCAUCCUUCUCACUCCCAACGGGCGGUUUGAAGUGGGAAAGAAGAUCUGUCUGAGCAUAUCUGGGCAUCACCCCGAGACCUGGCAACCCUCCUGGAGCAUCCGGACAGCAUUAAUAGCGAUUAUAGGGUUCAUGCCAACUAAAGGAGAGGGGGCAAUAGGAUCACUAGAUUACACCCCAGAGGAGAGGAGAACCCUCGCCAAAAAGUCUUUGGACUUUUGUUGUGAGAUGUGUGGCUGCUCCAUGCGUUCAGCCCUGCUGGCGCUCUCUCCUAACAGCGACCCCCGACCGGCUGACCAGCAGGCUCAGAAGCUAGCCCAGCAAAUCAGCUUUAAGGCUGAGUCAAGUACUUCAUCUAUGGGUAGUGGGGGUCAAGUGUUGGGCACUGACAGAAAACCUGACCCGCAGGAGGAGACCUCUUCAUCAGAGGUGCAGGACAGUGAAACAACUGCCCAGGCUGACGAGGCCGAGUCAGCCUCUGCAGCCACCAGUGAAACAGCCUCGGUCCCUGCAGCCCCCGACUCCCGCCCCCUGAGCCCCCGGCAGCGCCGCGCUCAGAACCAAAACCGCAACCAGAACCAGAACCAGAACCAGCUCCGCCGACCCGCCUUCCCCGCAUUCCCUGCAGCAGCAGCCCAGCCAGAUGGCAGCCACACUGGCUCAGCCGUGCUCAUCGUGCUGCUCACGCUUGCCCUCGCUGCCCUUGUCUUCCGCAGGAUCUACCUGGCCCAAGAGUACAAGUUUGACUACGACCUCUGACUGUCACCCACUUUGAAAAUCCCUGCCACCAACCUCCACCACAUCUAGUCCAGCACUCAGCCGACCUCUCUCAGCCCAGCCAAAGCCCUCUCUACCUGGGGAAGAGUCCCCUCAGCCUGCCCUCUGCCAGCCUGAGAGACCACGACCCUUCAUCAGGGCACAGACGGCUGGUAGAACUUAGAGGAACAAAUCGUAAACCCUGUAGAGAGGAAAUGGGUUCUGUAAUAUUGACGUGUGCAUUCCUAUAGAGAGGACUGAGUUAUGUCCCACUUUUUUUCUGUUUUUUUAACUACACUCUUAAAAGUAAAGGUUUUGCAUAGAACAAUGCCAUAGAAGAACCUUUCAGUUAAUGGUUCUUUAAAGAACCGUUUAUUUAAACAACAUGGGCAAGUGUGGAAACCCUUUUUGAAGUUACACAACACACAAAAGUUGUUUCUUACAACUGUUUAUGAACCGUUUAUUUUUAAGAGUGUACAAAGUAGUUGUUGUCUACUGGUUUCUGAAGAAAUGGUUACAUUGAGCUAAGAACAUAAGGGACUUCUAAGCCUCAAAAGUCUUCUGAUGCAUGUGCUUUUGGUCUGAAAAGAAUCUGUCAAAUAGGCUCUAUUUAAUGUUAAGCAAAAUAAUUAUUUGUAUUCCAAUGUCAGCGAUUCAGGUCAUUAAAUUAGGUCUAGACAGUAUCGUAACAUUAUGCUCUUAAACGCUCAAUUACACAUAUGCACGCUGUGACUGUCAAGGGCAACUGAACUUCAUAAACUCAACAGCGCAGCCUGGCAGUUUAGGUUUAGCGCUUUUAAUUGUGACCAGGUCCUACUCUAGUGACCCUGAAAUUAAAACAGCUCAGUUUAAUCAAUAACUCAAUUGUGCAAUGUAAAGCUGUUGUAUAAUUUUUAACAAGAGGAUGAUUAAAAUGGAGAAAAUCAA